Jaminaea rosea is the source of this 1245-nucleotide messenger RNA. RefSeq lists its product as hypothetical. The record is from RefSeq and is a predicted model, not a curated record. Lineage: Eukaryota; Fungi; Basidiomycota; Exobasidiomycetes; Microstromatales. Bases 48 to 797 code for a protein of 249 amino acids. The transcript has a single exon.
UCACAACCAACACUUUAAAAGGCAAUCAGGUCUCAUCGACAGCGACUAUGGCUUCGGCCAUUGCUCUCAGCAGCAAUUCGACUGCCCUGUUGCAAACGGACCUCACCUUGCAGCUCUCAGCGCUACGCAACACACCGUCCCUCUCCCCCCGCGGCGUGUACGUCGUCCCCUCGACCGCAAACCCACUCCUCCUCGAUGGGGUUCUCUUUGUCGGCUCAUCAGGCCCGUACGCAGGUGCAAUCUUUCGCUUCACGCUGCAAUGGUCCUCUGUCAAGCCUAUCGUAUGCUUCGACCCGCGCUGCGUGCCUGCUCAUCCCCUCGUCCAAGCCGCUGCACCGCAUAGACUGAACUUGACGCCGCUCCUGGCUGAAAGCGGCGAGGAGGGAAUCACCACGCUGCCCCUCAUCCUUGGCUUUGUACGAAGUAUCUUCCAACCACAGUACCUGCGCAACGAACUCGUCAAGCGACCAGACUGGUUUACCAAUUACAAUGUGGACGUGGGCUCGCUACUCGUCAAGCAGUACGGCCAGCAUGCCCAAUCGCAAGCCGCUGGCGGUAUCUUCGACAGCCUUGCAAAGCAGAGCGUACGACUCAGCCUCUCGCCUGCUGUAUUGUACGGUCACGGCCGAGGCACAGCCAAGGGGGAGGGCGAAGCGGUCAAGUCGAAUAUCGUCUUUCCCGAGGAGCUGCUCUCGAAGGGCAGGAAGGCGGCUGAGGAGGAGCAGGAGAGAGAGCGGUGGAUGGAGCAACUAAAGCGGGACAUCUUCUAUGGCGAUGAGGAUGGAGGAGGCAGCUAGGGAUGCAAAUGACUCAUUGAGAUCAGCCAUAGAUACCCACUGUUAGGCUCAAGGCAAGAAUACAUGCGGGCGAUACCCUCUGACGUACCUCGAGCAGCCACAUUGCGAUCGCUCAUGGUAGCUAGUGGCAACCUUCUAGACGAUAUUGACGUCUCGCCCGCUCUGCACGCAGGACAUAAUGAGUCAACGUCUCGGGCAAUGUGGAAUUUGUUGAAGGCGAUGUUCAGUUUAUCGAUGAUGGCUCGUGAUCGCCGCCACAGUCACUCCAUGACCCACGGGCAGCAUGAUCAUCGAAGCACUCAGCAGACUCAGCGAUGAUGGCAUCGCCGCUGGCAAGGCAGCCAACUCGAUCCGAUCGUCGUAGAGGCCACCGUGAGAAAAGUGCGAAGGAUGAUUGCGCGAAUAUGGUCUGACGAAGCGUCGCCAUCGUAAUGAGACUGGAUCCAAC